Panicum virgatum (switchgrass) is the source of this 390-nucleotide messenger RNA. RefSeq names its product short-chain dehydrogenase reductase ATA1-like. The transcript has a single exon. Lineage: Eukaryota; Viridiplantae; Streptophyta; Magnoliopsida; Poales; Poaceae. Bases 1 to 390 code for a protein of 129 amino acids. The record is from RefSeq and is a predicted model, not a curated record.
AUGCCCUGCGACACAAGCGACUGGGUGAAGUUUGGCCACGAGAUUGAGAACCUCAAGGAUGAACACAGGCAUCUUGACAUCUUCUACAACAAUGCCGAGUUCAACCACGUGUCUUUGAGUGACAGCAAAGCCUUCGAGCACACCAUGGCGGCCAACUUCCUGUCCGUCCUGGAGAGCAUCAACCUCGCCAGUGCUGUGAUGACGCGCCAGAAGCACAAGGGAGGCUGCAUCCUCCUGAGGAGCAGCACCAUGGGCUUGCUCGGCGACGUGGUGCCCUCGGCGUACAGCAUCUCCCAGGCCGCAGCCAUCGGCGUGAUCCGGGCCAAGGCGGCGGAGCUGGCGGCGCACGGCGUGCGGGUGAAGGCUAAUCUCGCAGCACGCCGACGUUGA